AUGUGGAGGAAUUCGGGGGCGAAUUUCCUGAAACGGGCGUCCAAGUGGGCUACCCGACCCAUCUGGACCCGACCCACGCCCCGAACGACCCGCCACUUCUGCAGCUCCGCCGCCGCCGCCUCCGGCGACGACCGGGCCGAUGGAGAGAAUGUGAUGACGCACGCGGAGGCAAAGAGGCUGAUGAGGCUGGUGAACGUGGAGGAGCUCAAGGAGAAGCUGGGCGUGGAGAGGAAAGAGGUAAUCCCCUACGCCGAGCUUUUGAAGGCCUGUGAGGGCAUCGGCGUGGCUAUGUCGGCCGACGAGGCGGCUGCCUUUGCCAGAGUCCUCGACGAGGCCGGCGUCGUUUUGCUUUUCCGGGACAGAGUCUAUCUCCAUCCGGAUAAGGUGGCCGAUUUGGUAAGAAGGGCAUUUCCUUUUUCACUUUUACCCGAAGAAAACCCGUGCAAAGACGAGCUCAGCAAACUUGAGGAGAAAAAGGAUGAAAUAGACAUGCUGGCCCACAAACAGGUCCGCCGCAUACUAUGGGCCGGGCUGGGCCUUGCUGUGGUGCAAGUCGGGCUUUUCUUCCGACUGACCUUUUGGGAAUUCUCUUGGGAUGUAAUGGAGCCCAUUGCGUUUUUCACGACCACAAGUGGCAUAUUAUUAGGCUAUGCUUACUUCCUGUUCACCUCAAGGGACCCGAGCUACCAGGACUUGCUCAAGAGGCUCUUCCUCUCGAGGCAGAGAAAGCUCGUCAAGAAACAUAAUUUCGACGUUAAGAGGUUUGUGGAGUUGCAGAGAAUGACCAAAUUGCCCCACGAGUCGUGCGCAGCCAUCAAGAGGCGGACAGGGGUAGAAUUGGACCCGGAGGACCUUUUACACAAUCAUUGA
Molecule: messenger RNA, 870 nt
Organism: Striga hermonthica
Lineage: Eukaryota; Viridiplantae; Streptophyta; Magnoliopsida; Lamiales; Orobanchaceae
Source: the annotation of a GenBank genome assembly